AGUCCACACUCUCCAAGCACAGACAGAACACUCAUGCUACGUCAGUGAGGUUCUGGGAUAGAAUCAAUUGACACGAUGAAACCUGUACUCACAGCCUCAAAGCAGAGGUCAUUACAGGUCGUAGUGAGGGUGCGGCCAUUGAACAAUAGGGAUAUUGGCAGGAGCAGGCACGACAUUGUUCGUGUACUGGAUGACAAGGUGAUGCUUGCGCACCCACGCUGUCAAAGUUUCCUUACUGCAUUCUAUUGACCUGCUAAUCACUUACAGACAGUCAUUGUGUUGGAUCCGGACUUGGACAAGCAAUAUCUCGAUAAGAUUCAACACAGAACCAAAGAGAAGCACUUCUCGUUUGACAGGGCUUUUGACGGCGUUUCGUCCAAUCUGGAAAUCUACGCUUACACGGUUCAGCCACUGAUCAAGGGCCUUACAGAGGGUCUGAAUGCGACCGUAAGUUUUGAAAGUCUAUUCGCAUGGCAAUUCGCCAAGUGCUAACACGUACGUCUGAUGACAGGUCUUCGCCUAUGGUGCAACUGGAAGGUGAGAAAACUAACGACUUCUGUCUUUCGCCCAGCUCCUUGAAAAUGCUAACGCUAGUAUGCUGCAGCGGAAAGACAUGGUCGAUGGUUGGCAAUGACGAAGAUCCGGGACUCAUGGUGCUUGGUUUCAAUGACAUCUUCAAUUUUGUGAAUGGCAUGCAAGUUAGCACAGACGAGAGCGUUGACAUUUCGUGCUCAUACCUUGAAAUUUACAAUGAGAUCAUAUAUGACCUCUUGGUGGAAUCAUCUGGAAGCUUGGAGUUGAGAGAAGAUCCUGGCCAAGGAGUUUCUGUUGCUGGUUUAAAGCGUGUUAAGGUAAUGACAGCACGCACGUUUAGGCCUCAAGCUUCUUGUAAUCACAAGUUUUGCAGGUUCAAUCGGCAGGAAAGAUAUUGGACUUGUUGAGACAGGGGAAUCUUCGGCGCAAAACUGAGAGUACGGAUGCCAACCUGACAUCAUCAAGGUACUGAUCUCAAAUUGUCAAGCCGCACAUAGCUUGUGCCCAAUUAACACGAGUUUGGGUCGUUCAGGUCCCAUGCUGUCCUACAAAUUGAUGUUAAGAGAGUGGUCUCGUCGCACUCAGCCGAACGCGUUAUGGGAGCGAAGCUGUGCUUGGUGGAUUUGGCUGGAAGGUAUGGAUCGGGCUCUUCCAUUCCAUGUCAUCUUGCGCACGAGUAUUGACACACGUUACAGUGAACGAGCUUCAGAGACUAACAACAUGGGACAACAAUUAAGGGAUGGUGCGAACAUUAACAAGUCUCUUCUUGCACUUUCCAACUGCAUCAACGCACUCUGCCAGCAACAGAAGCGAGGGGUCGGAUACGUUCCUUACAGAAACAGGUACUUUCGGGAUUGAGACAUGCAGGCAUUUGGCUCAAAUCUGAACAAAUUUAUGUGGUUCUGUGCAGCAAGCUGACAAGAUUGUUGAAAGAUGGCCUUAGUGGCAAUUCACGGACUACAAUGGUGGCUACAAUAUGUCCUGCUGCUGAUCAAUAUCAUCACAUCAUCAACACUCUGAAAUAUGCUGACCGUGCGAAAGAGAUCAAGACACGUCUCAGGGUAAGUCUGGCAUGUGCUGCCCUUUCGUUCCACGCUCAAGUUGGCUAACUUGUAACAAUUACAGACCAAUGUGCGAACUGUGGACUCUCAGUCAGCCGACUACCUGAAGAUGAUUGAGAAGCUUCAGGACAUCAGCAAGAAUGAGGCAGAACGUGAGCUUCUUCAGCAACGGCUGGACUCGUUUGUCAGUAACAAUGAGAAAUCCUCAUUUCUGCACAUCCUUCACCAGUUCCGAUUCUUGAGUGUGGCAAUGACAGAGGUGCAAUUCCAACUGGCUCUAAGAGAUCAGCUGAUAGAAGAGAAAUCCUCAGCAUUGAACAGCCUCUGGAUGCUACUUCAAGCUUCAGACGUUGACAUUGAGGAGUUGCUUGAUGUAGCUGUUCAGAAGGGUGUUCCUCUGGAUAGCUCGCUGUCAUCCUACAUUGAUAUGAAGCUGAAGGAAGCUAUCACUACUCCAAACGGGAGUCCAAGAUUUGCACAAUCAGUUAUCAGAGCUGCAACACGCACUGUCCAUUCAAGAUUAAAUCGGGCCAAUACUGAUCCAGCGGGUUCACUAUCGCGUCCAGACAUGUCAUUUGGUUCGGAUGAUACUGGGGAAGUUGCUGACUGCCCAGAUGAAAGGGAAGAGGAGUUGCACUUGCACGCGGGGAAUGUGCCUGCAAAUCAAGAAGCAACAGAUAGGGGCACGCCAGAUCAAGUGGAAGAUGUUGUUUCUCAACUUCCUGAGCUAAAUGCAGGGGGGAGUGUAGCUGCUAUCAUCUGUGAAGCAAUGUCAGCCGGCAUGCUUUCAACGCCCAAGGCAGUAGGCUGCCUCAAUUCAGAUGCGGAUUUGAUUGCCGAGGCUGAAGCGUUUGCCUAUCCAUCUGGAAACACUGUUCUGCAAGGAUCACCUGACUCGCCCUCUUCCAAAGCUCGUGCCAAGGAUGAUGCCCACGCCUCAACAUACAGCCCCAAAACAAGCUCUCCACGAAAACGCUGGCAGGGGCAGUCAAGUAUGUCAUCCAGUCCGAAUUCACCAGCAAGACGCGCUGGCUUGCCUGCUACGGGUCCGAGGCGGCCAGUGCCAAAAGAACGGAAAAUCAGCACUUACCACAAGAAGUGUUUUUGCAGCCACCAUGAAAAGGAUGAAGUAAAAACGUAGCUGUACCUUCGGUCCAUAUCUGGUGUAGCAUUUUAAGUUGUUCAGCCAUGAUCUCGUCAGCAAGAUUGUUGUAUUAUGUCAUUCCAAUACAUGCUGCAGGGAGGA
Molecule: messenger RNA, 2841 nt
Organism: Closterium sp. NIES-67
Lineage: Eukaryota; Viridiplantae; Streptophyta; Zygnematophyceae; Desmidiales; Closteriaceae
Source: the annotation of a GenBank genome assembly